AUGGGAGGAUCGUCGGAGUGCGAGGAGGGGAUUCGACUCGACAGGAGUGUCAGUGCAAACAGGUUGAAGUGUUCAGAAACGAAACUCAACCCGGACGACCAGACUCCGUUACUCUCCACUGAUUGGCAAGGGGAGGGGGGAGGAAAGGGAAGAAACGAAGAAAAGGGUAUAGAAGAAGAGAAGGGGAGGGAGAGGGAGUACAAGGAGGAGGAAUUUGAAGUUCUCUCUCCAGGCGGGUGUGGGAAAGAAAAGAAGAAGAGAGAGAGAGAGCUGAGACAAGAAGACGGAGAUCGAGCUAGCUGUGCGGUACGGUCAUGA
This is a messenger RNA of Penicillium angulare, 318 nucleotides long. RefSeq lists its product as uncharacterized. The record is from RefSeq and is a predicted model, not a curated record. Lineage: Eukaryota; Fungi; Ascomycota; Eurotiomycetes; Eurotiales; Aspergillaceae. The transcript has a single exon. Bases 1 to 318 code for a protein of 105 amino acids.